AUGCUGCCGUCUUGCAUGGAAACAUCCUUUCCGCCAUUUCGAAAUUCAACGGAAAAUCGUCAAAUUCUCCUUCAGAAGCCCCUCAUAGCGCCCACAAGACAUUUUUCUAGUCACAAUACAACCAAACCCCCAUCGGAAUCAUUAAAUGACUUCCGUGCACGUGAGGAAGCGCGUGAGGCUCAAUUUGAGGAGGAGCAUCGUGCGCAGGAGGUAGAAAAUAAAGCCACAGAAGAGACUGUCGAUGAGGACGUGGAGAAGACGAAUAGGGUGCGGGAGGACAUCCUCAGGGCUUCGCUGGAAUUUGCCCCAAGUAUCGGAUGGACACGGGAAGCUAUAACAAAGGGUGCUGAGAGUAUUGGGUAUCCGGGGGUGGCGCACGGGAUGUUCCCCGAUGGUGGGGUUGAGCUCAUUCAGUAUUUCUACACGGACUGCAAUGCCCAGCUCGUGGAGUGGCUUAAAAAGGAGACAGAAGGCAUGGAGAAGGUCCCAAAUCCGACUGAGUUUAUCUGUCGCGCCAUUGAGACUCGCCUAAGGAUGCUACAGCCAUACCUAUCGACAUGGCCGCAAGCCAUUGGGAUACUCUCUCUGCCACAAAAUGCUCCCAAAGCUCUCGCCAACUUACUCGCUCUUGCCGAUGAUAUUUGUUUCUAUUCAGGAGAUAAAUCCGUAAAUAUUACUUGGUACACUAGACGCGUGGGUGUUGCAGGAAUUAUCAAAAUCACAGAGCUCUACAUGCUACAGGAUAAAUCUGUGGAUCAUCAGGCAACGUGGAAGUUCCUCGAGAGACGCAUGGAUGAUGCAGUGUUCCUCCAUUCAUUCUUCACGCAGUCGGAGGAAGCUAAAAAUCACAUGCAGAAAGCCAUAACGACCGCCAUUGAAACCUCUAAUAUUACGGAAUAA
Molecule: messenger RNA, 900 nt
Organism: Lutzomyia longipalpis
Lineage: Eukaryota; Metazoa; Arthropoda; Insecta; Diptera; Psychodidae
Gene: Coq9
Product: ubiquinone biosynthesis protein COQ9, mitochondrial
Exons: 3
Coding region: 1-900 (299 amino acids)
Biological process (GO): ubiquinone biosynthetic process
Cellular component (GO): mitochondrial inner membrane
Molecular function (GO): lipid binding
Source: RefSeq, a predicted model, not a curated record